UAUUUUUCUAAGGGACUUUUAUUUUUCAAGGGAAAUUAGUUUAUUUUCUCUUGGGAAAAUAAAAAUUACUUAUGAAAAUAUAGUUCCCAAACUAGCUCUUAUAUAGAAUUUCGGUUGUCAUUUUUAAAAACUGAACUUAAUAACUGAACUGAAAAAUUUCAGUUAACCGAGUGCCUAGACCUAAUCCAAGCGAGCCAAAGCCAACCACCUUUCCUUGCGGCAGUAGCCCCGAAACCCCGUUCGUUGCGUAGCCAAAUCGAGAUCUCCGUCUCCCCCGUGACGAAUCCCACGCCCACCUCUCCCCGACCCGGCUGGCCGCAGCAACAGCGCAUCGCACCGGGAGGCGGGAGCCGAAGAACCAAACAGGAGAUGGCGUCGGCGCUGUCCUCCCUGCGCUACGGCGACAGCCUCUCGGUGGUGGGCAUCUCCGCCGCGACGGCCGUGCUCUGCGAGGCCAUCUCCUGGCUUCUCAUCUACCGCACCGCCACCUACGACUCCCUCCGCGCCUCCAUCGAACGCCACUCACGCAAGCUGGACGCCAUGAAGUCCGGCUCCAACUCCUCCGGCGCUGCCUCCUCCUCCGCGCAGGCCGCGUCGUCGCGGGCUAAGAAGAUGGACCGCGUCGAGACCAGCCUCAAGGACGCCGCGCGGGAGCUCUCGCUUGCCAAGCUCAAGUCGGGCGCCGUCGUCGCCGCCGUGCUCUUCGUCGUCUUCGGCCUGCUCAACUCCCUCUUCGAGGGCCGCACCGUCGCCAAGCUGCCCUUCGCGCCCAUCCCGCUCGUCCAGCGGAUGAGCCACCGCGGACUGCCCGGGAACGAUCCCACCGACUGCUCCAUGGUCUUCCUCUACUUCCUCUGCUCCAUGAGCAUCCGAACCAACCUCCAGAAACUGCUCGGCUUCGCCCCGCCGCGCGCGGUUGCUGCGGCCGGCGGGGGUCUCUUCCCCAUGCCCGAUCCGAAAGUUAACUGAGGAGAAAAAUGGAAGACUUAUUACUGUUGAUGACAAAUCCUUAGCACUAGCUCGGACUCUGAUCUUCUGGGGACUUGAGAAGUGUCUCUGAUGCAUGGAAAUAUGCACACUUUGAAUGGUUAUAUCUAGAUUAAAUCUCGGUAUUUCAGCAGUUUAAAUGAAGGGCAGGUCUGGCGUAGUGGUGAGAGCUGUCCUCACUCAUCAGGUCUCUCCGCAUUUACGGGGAAAGACUUGCCUCGAUUUAUCUCUUCUCUAGACCCAACUCGGAGUCUCCGACACUAAGUCUGCUCUUUAUUUCAUCAGUUUAUAUGACUUCUCUGUUCGAUUUGUUAGAGCAGGAAUCACAUCUACAGUUCUGCAAAAUUUUCAUCAAGGGAUAUGGAGCUAUAAUCUAAUUUUUACUGUCA
This is a messenger RNA of Zea mays, 1376 nucleotides long. RefSeq names its product Transmembrane and coiled-coil domains protein 1. Lineage: Eukaryota; Viridiplantae; Streptophyta; Magnoliopsida; Poales; Poaceae. Bases 370 to 969 code for a protein of 199 amino acids. The transcript has 2 exons. The record is from RefSeq and is a predicted model, not a curated record. Gene Ontology annotation, biological process: endoplasmic reticulum calcium ion homeostasis. Gene Ontology annotation, molecular function: calcium channel activity. Gene Ontology annotation, cellular component: endoplasmic reticulum membrane; cytoplasm.